Messenger RNA from Ochotona princeps (American pika), 2262 nucleotides. It is a transcript of the gene PSIP1, whose product is annotated as PC4 and SRSF1 interacting protein 1. Bases 317 to 1909 code for a protein of 530 amino acids. Gene Ontology annotation, biological process: regulation of transcription by RNA polymerase II. Gene Ontology annotation, cellular component: nucleus. Lineage: Eukaryota; Metazoa; Chordata; Mammalia; Lagomorpha; Ochotonidae. The record is from RefSeq and is a predicted model, not a curated record. Gene Ontology annotation, molecular function: double-stranded DNA binding; transcription coregulator activity. The transcript is spliced from 16 exons.
CGGGCGCCGAGCGGGAGCCGCGCGGGAGCAGCGCAGCGGCGGCGGCGGCGGCGGUUGCGGUUCGGAGCCGUUGGGACGCCUCUGCGGCAGCUGGUGGCGCAGGUGUCCUGCGUGGACGCGGGCAGAGGCGGCCGGCCCGCCACCGCAGCCUCCGCGCCCGCGGCAGGCGCGUCGGGCCGCCCCCAGGCAUCCUCCUCUUCCUGCGGCCGGCCGGGCAGCCUGCACUCCGACUCCCGCCGCAUCCCCGGGCCGCCUCCUCGCUCAUCUCCGUCCUCCUGCUGAGCUUGGGACCCCUCCCCGACCUCAUCCCCGAAACAUGACUCGCGAUUUCAAACCUGGAGACCUCAUCUUCGCCAAGAUGAAAGGCUACCCUCAUUGGCCAGCGCGGGUAGAUGAAGUUCCUGAUGGAGCUGUAAAGCCACCCACAAACAAGUUACCCAUUUUCUUUUUUGGAACUCAUGAGACUGCUUUUUUAGGACCAAAGGAUAUUUUUCCAUACUCGGAGAAUAAGGAAAAGUAUGGCAAACCAAACAAACGAAAAGGUUUUAAUGAAGGUUUAUGGGAGAUAGAUAACAAUCCUAAAGUGAAAUUUUCAAGUCAACAGGCAUCGGCUAAACAGUCAAAUGCCUCAUCUGAUGUUGAAGCUGAAGAAAAAGAAACCAGUGUUUCAAAGGAAGAUACUGAUCAUGAGGAAAAAGCCAGUAAUGAGGAUGUGACAAAAGGGACUGACAUGAGCACUCCCAAAGCUGCUAGGAGAGGGAGAAAGAGAAAGGCAGAAAAACCAGUAGAAACCGAGGAGGCAGGAGUAGUUUCAACAGCCACAGCAGCAUCUGGAAAUGUAAAAGUGAGUCCCAAAAGAGGACGACCUGCAGCUGCAGAAGUCAAGAUUCCAAAGCCAAGAGGCAGACCUAAAAUGGUGAAACAGCCCUGCCCAUCAGAGGCUGACAUGAUUCUUGAGGAAGACAAAAAUAAGAAAAAGGGGCAAGAAGAAAAGCCACCUAAAAAGCAGCUUAAAAAGGAAGAGGAGGGCCAGAAGGAAGAGGAUAAGCCACGAAAAGAACCAGACAAAAAAGAGGGGAAGAAAGAAGUUGAAUCAAAAAGGAAAAAUGUAGCUAAACCAGUGGUCACGUUCACCUUUGAUUCUGAAGAAGAAGGAGAUGAUCAAGAAGGGGAAAAGAAGAGAAAAGGUGGAAGAAACUUUCAGACUGCACACAGAAGGAAUAUGCUCAAAGGCCAGCAUGAGAAGGAAGCAGAUCGAAAACGCAAGCAGGAGGAACAAAUGGAAACUGAGCAGCAGAAUAAAGAUGAAGGAAAGAAGCCAGAAGUUAAGAAAGUGGAGAAGAAGCGAGAAACAUCAAUGGAUUCUCGGCUUCAAAGGAUACAUGCUGAAAUUAAAAAUUCACUCAAAAUUGAUAAUCUUGAUGUGAACAGAUGCAUUGAGGCCUUGGAUGAACUGGCUUCACUUCAGGUCACAAUGCAACAAGCCCAGAAACACACAGAGAUGAUUACAACGCUGAAAAAAAUACGGCGAUUCAAAGUUAGCCAAGUUAUCAUGGAAAAGUCUACAAUGCUGUAUAACAAGUUUAAAAACAUGUUUUUGGUUGGUGAAGGGGAUUCUGUGAUCACACAAGUGCUGAAUAAGUCUCUUGCUGAACAAAGACAGCACGAGGAAGCAAACAAAACCAAAGACCAAGGAAAGAAAGGGACAAACAAAAAGCUAGAAAAGGAACAAACAGGCUCAAAGACUGUGAAUGGAGGGGCUGAUGCACAAGAGAGCACUCAGCCGCAGCACAACGGAGAAAGCACCGAGGAAAACAAGGACGGCCACGAGGCCAGCAGCAAGAAAAAGCCCUCCAGUGACGAGAGGGAGACGGAAAUACCUCUGACAGAGUCUAUGCUUGACAACUAGGUGGACAUGGAAGUUAAAUAGUUGAGAAGAUUGUAUUGGCUUUCAUUGGAAACAUUUAGAUGGCCCAAAGUUUUAAAUUUUUAUAAGCAUAGGUUUUGAUGUUUUAAAACUUGUCUUGAGGGAGAAAAUUCCUUUAUCUCUGUUUAUAAGUAAUGAAACUUCUCACUAAUCGUUCUUGUGCAGUAUUAACAGCUACAUUAUACCGUAAAUGUGGGGGAAUCCAUUUAGGAAAUGUUAAAACUGCCUUUCCAGACAUGGUUGUAGCAUAUUUUCAAUUAUUGUGUGUUUAUGUGAAUUGGUAGAACAAAGUUACAUUUUUAAAAAUGCUACUUGUAUAAACCUUUCCUCUAAAU